Messenger RNA from Aspergillus fijiensis CBS 313.89, 1019 nucleotides. Its product is annotated as peptide-methionine (R)-S-oxide reductase. Lineage: Eukaryota; Fungi; Ascomycota; Eurotiomycetes; Eurotiales; Aspergillaceae. Gene Ontology annotation, molecular function: peptide-methionine (R)-S-oxide reductase activity. The coding region runs from base 130 to 741 and encodes 203 amino acids. The record is from RefSeq and is a predicted model, not a curated record. Gene Ontology annotation, biological process: protein repair; response to oxidative stress. The transcript is spliced from 2 exons.
CUCACAUCUUCUUCUUCCACCUUCCCCAGACAAUCGUUCUUGUUCUUGUUGAAAAUUUAAACGACGAAGAACGAAGAAAGAAAAGAACAAAACAUCCAUCGACUCGCUUUCUCACUCCACCAUCUCCUGAUGCGAUUCCAGCGCUUAGCCAUAUUUCUCCGCACCUUCAAUCUACCCCUCCGCUCCCAUCCUCCACCUUCAUCUUCUUCCUCUUUCCGAUUAUUUCCCUUCCCCAUCCCUAGCCCGCGAACCCUCCAAGCCGCCCCCGCAAUCCCCUUCAUCAGCUCCUUCUUCACAACCAGUAGCAAAUCCGAAAACAGCGGCAGCAUGUCCUACCCCGAUCAGCGCAGUGAUGACGCAUGGCGCGCCGUCCUCAGCCCAGAACAAUUCCGCAUCCUCCGCGAAAAGGGCACCGAACGACCCGGCACGGGCGAAUACGACCAGCACUUCGCGGCGCAAGGGAUCUACCACUGCGCGGGGUGCGAUGCGCCCCUCUACAAGGCGACCCACAAGUUCAAGUCCGGGUGCGGAUGGCCCGCGUACUUUGAUUCCCUGCCGGGGGCCGUGACGAGACAUACCGACAGUUCGUUUGGGAUGCAGCGCACGGAGAUCGUGUGUAGCAACUGCGGCGGGCAUCUGGGCCAUGUGUUCAAGGGCGAGGGGUAUCCGACGCCCACGGAUGAGAGGCAUUGUGUGAACAGUGUGAGUUUGAGGUUCGCGGAGGAUAAAGAGGGAAAAUAACUACAUCAUCGUGGGAAGGUGUUGAAGGGGCGGGGUUGGGGGAGUUUUGGUGAGGGCUUUGGCUGUCUGGGGGCAUUGGUUUGGGAAUGUCUUAGGCGAGGAUAAAGAUUUUCUUUCUGGGAUAAUCUGACACUAUUACAGUUGUAUGAUGAUGAUAUUAUUGCAAUAUGUCGCAAUCAUGUACAACCUGAUUCGGCUUGUGUACUGUAUAAACUAACGACUCGGAGGGGUUCCAUCCACCCUUUACCAGGCUAGACUACCGGCUGCUCCGGCGAGAC